ACGCCGUAUAAACUCUUGCCGUUCGUCGUUGUGUUGUCGCCGGCCGCCAUUGAAGUCCUAGAAACCCUCUUCCCAGUUCCCAACUCUCAACCUCAAUCGGUCACUCGUCACUGUAGAGAAAGAAAGAUAGAAUGCAAGAAAAAAUAGCAGAGGAGGAGAUGGUGACACCAGGGGAAGUAUUGGGCAAAGGAUCCGAAGUGAAAGCAGGGAGGGGAGCAUAUAUCGCACCCUACAAUAACACCGUCUACGCCUCCCUCACCGGCCGCCGUUGCAUCGUUCCUUCGUCGCCUGAAUCUCCAGACCAGAGGCCAACUGUGGAAGUGAUUGGACACAAAGCCCACGGUCCUGUUCCUGAGCCAGGUUGUGUUGUCAUUGCUCGAGUAACUAAGGUGAUGGCUAGGAUGGCUUCUGCUGAUAUUAUGUGUGUUGGUUCGAAAGCUGUGCGAGAAAAGUUCUCUGGCAUCAUCAGGCAACAAGAUGUCAGAGCAACCGAGAUUGACAAAGUAGAUAUGCAUACAUCCUUCCGCCCUGGUGACAUUGUCAAAGCUUCGGUACUUUCUCUAGGAGAUGCGCGUGCAUAUUAUCUUUCAACUGCACAAAAUGAACUGGGCGUUGUAUCGGCAGAAAGCAUGGCAGGCGGCACGAUGGUUCCAAUUAGCUGGACGGAGAUGCAGUGUCCGUUGACUGGUCAAAUUGAGCAGAGAAAGGUUGCUAAAGUUGGAGCUUGAAAUCAAGAUUCAUGAUUGUUAGAAGCUGUUUUUAGUGUAUCUGAAGACUAAAUCAACUGCUAGUUGUCAAUCUUACCUUCCAAAAUUUUCAUAUAAUUGAGGUCUCUCUCUCUCU
Cynara cardunculus var. scolymus (artichoke) is the source of this 843-nucleotide messenger RNA. RefSeq names its product exosome complex component CSL4. NCBI's taxonomy places the organism in Eukaryota, Viridiplantae, Streptophyta, Magnoliopsida, Asterales, Asteraceae. The transcript is spliced from 6 exons. The coding region runs from base 132 to 728 and encodes 198 amino acids. The record is from RefSeq and is a predicted model, not a curated record. Gene Ontology annotation, molecular function: RNA binding. Gene Ontology annotation, biological process: RNA processing. Gene Ontology annotation, cellular component: nuclear exosome (RNase complex); cytoplasm.